CUUCCCUCUUUCCACCCCUCCCCUCCUCCACCACAUCACAGCAAUGAACCGCUCAGGAGGAGAAGCCUUUGCGCGCCUCGCGCAGCAGCUCAACCGCGCGCGCAUGCAGGCCGGCGGCGGCGGCCGCGGCGGUAACGGCAGCGGCGGACCUUCCCCCGGCGGCCUGUUUGCCGGCGGCGGCCUCGUCGUCGCCCUCAUCACGGGCGGCCUCGUCCUCAACUCGUCCCUGUUCAACGUCGAUGGUGGUCACCGUGCGAUCAAGUACUCGCGUCUGCAUGGUAUCAUGCCCAAGAUCUACCCCGAGGGCACGCACUUCCGUGUUCCUUGGUUGGAGACGGCCAUCAUCUACGACGUCCGUGCCAAGCCUAGGAAUAUCGCCUCGUUGACGGGUACCAAGGACUUGCAGAUGGUUAACAUCACCUGCCGUGUUCUUUCGCGUCCCGCUCCCCAGGACCUUCCUACGAUCUACCGCGAGCUCGGCACCGACUACGACGAGCGUGUCCUCCCCUCGAUCGUCAACGAGGUCCUCAAGUCCGUCGUCGCCCAGUUCAACGCCUCGCAGCUCAUUACCCAGCGUGAGAUGGUGUCCCGUCUAAUCCGUGAGAACCUUACUCGCCGCGCGAGGCGGUUCAACCUCGUGCUCGACGACGUGUCGAUUACGCACGUCGCCUUCUCGCCCGAGUUCACGCACGCCGUCGAGGCCAAGCAGGUCGCGCAGCAGAUUGCCCAGCGUGCCGCCUUCCAGGUCGACCAGGCAAUCCAGGAGAAGCAGUCGAUCAUUGUCCGCGCCCAGGGUGAGGCCAAGAGUGCCGAGCUCAUCGGCGAGGCCGUGCGCAAGUCGCAGGGUUUCCUCCAGCUCCGCAAGCUCGAGGCCGCGCGCGAGAUUGCCCAGACCCUCUCGCAGAGCGGCAACAAGGUCAUGCUCGACAGCAGCAGCCUGCUCCUCAGCGUCACGGACGACCAGGUCCUCCAGCCUUCCAAGAAGUAGGCGGCAAAAGCGAAAAGCGGCAUUAUCAUGUAGUGGGAAGAUGCAGCAGCAACAACUCUGGAAGAA
Vanrija pseudolonga is the source of this 1054-nucleotide messenger RNA. It is a transcript of the gene PHB2, whose product is annotated as Prohibitin-2. Lineage: Eukaryota; Fungi; Basidiomycota; Tremellomycetes; Trichosporonales; Trichosporonaceae. The record is from RefSeq and is a predicted model, not a curated record. Gene Ontology annotation, biological process: mitochondrion organization. Bases 44 to 988 code for a protein of 314 amino acids. The transcript has 4 exons. Gene Ontology annotation, cellular component: membrane; mitochondrion.